AUGAAUAUAUCAAAUUGUAUUAAUCUAAGACGGUUGGUUACAUUUCCAUUGUGUUUAAUUAUCAGCUGUUGUGUAUCAGUCAGCUUUUACUUGUUAUCCGUUACAUAUUGCAAAUUUCCUGUAACGCCGGCACAAACGAUCAGCUCUCUAGCCGCAUCUGUCAAUAUAAUUGAUCCUAAUCAGGACAUAAAGAGCAAUAUUACGUGCAUUGAAACUAAAAAACUGUUAGAUUUAUAUUCUACAACUGUUUGCGUACAUUCGAGUGCAGAUAUUGUCAGUCGUGAAAUUGUAGCUGAUCGUAUAUGGGAAGAAGAAUAUGUAACGCGCCUAUUACGCAUUCUUAUUCGUAAUCCUUUUCUGGACAUGAUCGAUAUCGGAGCCAAUAUUGGGAGUUUCACAAUGUUCACUACUGGGGCUCUAGGUCGUUUCACACUAGCGGUUGAUUGCUACUUGCCAAACAUUGAACGCAUCGUACGUGCCGUGCAAAUUCAAAAGGUGCAAAAUCGUGUUGUUCUCGUUCACAAUGCACUGUACUCAGAAUCGGGCAAGUACUUGACAUUGUCAGAUGGUCCUCCAUCUGGCAUAGAGCUAAAGAAACCAACGGAACAGAAUUUUACCAGUCAAAUCAUUGUGCAGACAAUUCGAUUCGACGAUCUGCUUCCCAUAUUGUUGGAAAAAAGAGUUCAAUCUGUUAUAAUUAAGAUAGACAUUGAAGGAUCAGAGAAUUAUAUGUGUGAGACUGGCUCUAAAAUGUUUGAACUUAUUGAUAUUCAACUCGUCAUGAUGGAAUGGGGACAUGGUUUCAGGAAAAGAUAUCAAAAACGAUAUCAAUCUAUGAUUGACUUUUUCACACAACGAAAUUAUGUGGUAACAGAUCCAGACUGUACCGAGCUUGAUCUGAAAAAUUGGGAAAUAUUAUGGCCAGGCAACAUAUAUUGGAUAAAGAAAAUAAACUUUAGGAAGAAUAUUUGUUAA
Messenger RNA from Rotaria socialis, 975 nucleotides. The record is from the annotation of a GenBank genome assembly. NCBI's taxonomy places the organism in Eukaryota, Metazoa, Rotifera, Eurotatoria, Philodinida, Philodinidae.